Messenger RNA from Microstroma glucosiphilum, 3493 nucleotides. Its product is annotated as phosphatidylinositol 3-kinase. The transcript is spliced from 3 exons. Gene Ontology annotation, cellular component: membrane; phagophore assembly site; cytoplasm. The record is from RefSeq and is a predicted model, not a curated record. Bases 97 to 3135 code for a protein of 1012 amino acids. Gene Ontology annotation, molecular function: 1-phosphatidylinositol-3-kinase activity. NCBI's taxonomy places the organism in Eukaryota, Fungi, Basidiomycota, Exobasidiomycetes, Microstromatales, Microstromataceae. Gene Ontology annotation, biological process: endocytosis; autophagy of peroxisome; autophagosome assembly.
CUGACAUCCUCACCAUACCACAUUCAUCGUCCAUAUCUCUGCUCAUCGUACAUCUGGCUCGAGGCAUAAGUGAGGGGAAGAUCACCUCUCUGACACAUGAUGGAUCCUUCACAGGAGUUCUACUCUUUUGUGAAGCUGACCGACCUGCCAUCGUCGCUGUCCUUCUCCAUCCGCGUCAAUUCCCUUCAAGGCAACCUGCAGCGCUCCUCCCUCGUCGACCUCCUCGAAUCGCCGUCACAGAAAGGGUGGGGAACUAACAUCGAGCCAUAUCCACCAUUCUAUCUCACUCUGCGUCUAUACUCGGCCAACAAGCCUCUCACCCCUGUCCAUCGUACCCCCUUCAAGGCAUUCAAGAAGGCAUGGGUCUGGAAUUCCACAGUCGACUUUGGUUUUCCCGUCAGGCAGCUACCCCUGGACGCUCAGCUGGGCAUUACCAUCUGGGAUUCUAGAGGUCUGGAUCCGCAUGUGGAUGGGGAUGACCGUCAGGAAGACCGAGUCAUUGGCGGAACGACAUUGAGGCUCUUCGGCAAGAAGGGUACAUUGAAAAAGGCUCAGCAUCGCUGCUUUGUACACCUGGGCGUCAAGGCUGAUGGAACAGUCAAUAGUGAGACGGGUAGCAAGGGAAAGCUCGGAGAGGGCGGAGAAGAGGGCAAGGAAGGCAUGAGCAAGAUGAGCAGACUGGAGAAGCUGAUCAAGAGGCACGAGCGAUCAGAUCUUCCUCACCUCAAAUGGCUCGACAAGCAGACGUAUAGGGUGAUCGAAGGCAUCCAUGCAAAAGAGUCAGAGAGUCUUCAGGAUGAGCUCUGGCUCUACAUUGACCUACCACGCUUCGAAUGGCCCAUUGUUUGGUGCGAAGAGGAGCUUUCAUCGGACCCCUCAAGCAGCUUAGCCCCUCAUCAUAUCUUCCAAGGAGGUAGAGGAGCGGCAAGACCGCUUUCCGGUGCCUCAGGCACCUCCACCAACUCAUCUACAGCGGCUGCUCUGGCGAAUGCAGCGAAUACCCCCCAGCCCAUCCCUGCAGCGACUACAAGUGCUAACGCUCAGGGGAAUCUGGUCAGACCGGCAGAAAAAAUUGAGCGGUCCUUAUUCACUCUGCCUGAUCCAGAGUCGCAGCGAGAGAAUCCAAUUGAGGCCAAGCAUCGACGCCUCGUGCGAGCUCAGCGCUCUCGUCGUCGGGGACUAGGAGGUUCUACCGGUGGUCUGGGAGGGGCAGGUAUAGGCAACUUAGCUCUAGCUCGCAACCUCAAACCAGACAAAAAGGCCAGAGAUGAAAUCGAGAACAUUCUUUCAUCUCCACCCACAAGGGAGCUGACAGACAAAGAGUCGGAUCUCUUGUGGACGUACCGCUUCUACCUCACCAAGAACCCACGCGGCUUGACCAAAUUCUUGAAGGCGGUCAGCUGGAACGACCGAGUGGAGAGCAGGAUGGCAGUCGAUACAGUCUUGCCCCUCUGGGGCGGUGGAGGAGCUACGACUGCUGUUGACGGUACGACAAUUACCACCACUCCAGUGGAAAUUGGCGAUGUCCUUGAGCUGCUUGGUCCGGCGUGCAAAAUGAUGGACACAGCAGUGCGGAAGUGGGCAGUCGAGCGAUUGGCGGAAAGAGAUGAUGCUGAGAUCUCUCUUUACCUGCUACAGCUCGUACAAGCUCUCAAGCUCGAUGAGAGGGACGAUGAUGAAGAGGUGAGCUCUACUUCCAGUGGCGCAAGUCGCAGACCUCAGACGGGAGCCAGUCAGAAGAGCAGCAGUUCUGCAGCAGUCCUCGAGUCAUCGGCCGUCAGCAAGAAUAGUCCUUCUCUGGGACCACUCACAGAGCUCCUCGUGGCCCGAGCGCUGGCAUCAGCUCGCGCUCCUACCACUCCUCCUGCUACCUUCUCCCUCCUGAUCACCUUUUACUGGUACCUGUCCGUCGAGUGCGCAGAUGAUCGAUGGGGCAUCCUCUAUCGUCGUAUCCGACGUCGGCUUGAGAAGGGACUAGACCAAGCUGGCGAGGUAGGCCAGCGAUACUUGUCUAUUAUCCGUCGACAGGAGCAGAUGGUCAACAAGCUGGGAGAGAUGGCUAGAGGGUUGCGACAGAGUAAGGAUGGCCGUCUGAAGAAAAUUGAAAAGCUGAAAGAGGCCGUCAAGAACGAGAAGGGGAUGGGAUUGCUAGAUGUGGCUGAGGCUGACCAACAUGGAAGCGCCCCCUUGGCUCCGGCUGGAGGUCUGCCACUGCCUCUGGACCCUACCAUUCUCGCCAAACACAUCAAGGCCGAACAGUGCACGGUCUUCAAGUCGAACCUCUUCCCGCUUCUGAUCUGGUUCGAGACCGAGCCUAUCGCUCCAGCUCAUGAGACGACCGAUCCCAGCGACGCCCACCAGAGCGCACCAGCCGUCGAGGAGUAUGCCCUCAUCUUUAAAUCGGGAGACGACCUACGUCAGGACCAGCUCGUCCUACAGCUUUUCCAACUUAUGGACCGACUACUUCUCAAUGAAAAUCUAGACCUGAAGCUGACGCCGUAUAGGGUUCUAGCAACGGCACCAAAGGAGGGCAUGGUGCAAUUUGUCAAGAGCAAGACACUGGCGAAUAUCGUCAAUGAGCACGGCACUUUGAAUGAGUAUCUCAGAGUCGGCGGGGGCGCUGGGACCGAAGAAGAGAAGAUGGAUCGGUUUGUAAGGAGCUGCGCAGGGUAUUGCGUUGUCACGUACCUGCUAGGCGUAGGUGAUAGACACUUGGACAAUCUACUCCUAGCGCCUGACGGACGUUUCUUCCACGUCGAUUUUGGGUACAUCCUCAACCGUGAUCCCAAACCCUUUCCUCCACCCGUAAAAGUCUCAAAAGAAAUGGUCGACUGCAUGGGUGGUCCAACUUCACCCAAUCAUGCCCGCUUUCGUCAAUUAUGCUUUACCGCUUUCAGCAUCUUGCGCAAGAAUGCCAAUCUCAUCCUCAAUCUAGUAGGACUCAUGCAAGAUGCUCCAGUGGGAGAUAUUAAAGUCGAACCGGAUCGAGCAGUGGGCAAAGUCUUGGAAAAGUUUAGAUUGGACUUGAGCGAUUCGGAUGCAAGAGUCUUCUUUGACGAUUUGCUACAGCAGAGUAGCUACCUCACCGUCGUAUUCGAUCGAUUACACGAUGCGGCGCAAUUCUUCCGCUCUUGAGAGGGGAUGGGGAAAAGCGAGAUGUGGAUUCGUAUAUAUCAGACUCGACAAAUGCCAAUUGCGUGCAUUGCAUUUACUCUCUACUGUCGUCUAAGUACUUUUGUCCCUUUCCCGCCAUUAUCUGAGCACUUCGUCCAGCCCAAAGCCCGUCGACUCAGAAGGCCCCUUCCUGUACCUGAUCCUUCUCCACGCUACCCCAAAAAUCUCCUCAACCAACGCCCUCUGUCCGCCCUCCUUCUCUCCUGCCACUCCUACUCCUAUGCAGAAUUCACCGCCGCCGCUGCCAUUUGCACCUCUUUCGUCGCCUCUCUCCUAAACGCCUCGAGCGAGCGCAGGGCUCCUCCUCCGUUCAGAGACU